AUGGCGCCCCGCUCCUACUCCAAGACGUACAGCGUCCCCCGUCGUCCUUUCGAGUCCGCUCGUCUGGAUACUGAGCUGAAGCUCGUCGGCGAGUAUGGUCUCCGCAACAAGCGCGAGGUCUGGCGAGUCCAGUUGACUCUGUCCAAGAUCCGUCGUGCCGCUCGUUCGCUUCUUACUCUCGACGAGAAGGACCCCAAGCGCCUCUUCGAGGGUAACGCCCUCAUUCGCCGUCUCGUCCGUGUCGGUGUCCUCGACGAGUCCCGCAUGAAGCUCGAUUACGUCUUGGCCCUCAAGAUUGAGGACUUCUUGGAGCGCCGUCUCCAGACCUGCGUCUACAAGCUCGGUCUCGCCAAGUCUAUCCACCACGCUCGUGUUCUCAUCCGCCAGCGCCACAUCCGUGUCGGAAAGCAGAUCGUCAACGUCCCCUCCUUCAUGGUCCGCCUCGACUCCCAGAAGCACAUUGACUUUGCUCUGACCUCGCCAUUCGGUGGCGGCCGCCCCGGCCGUGUCAGGAGGAAGAAGGCCAAGGCCGCCGAGAAGGGUGACGGCGACGAUGCCGGCGAGGAGGACGAGGAGUAA
This is a messenger RNA of Bipolaris victoriae FI3, 579 nucleotides long. RefSeq lists its product as hypothetical. The record is from RefSeq and is a predicted model, not a curated record. Gene Ontology annotation, molecular function: rRNA binding; structural constituent of ribosome. Bases 1 to 579 code for a protein of 192 amino acids. Gene Ontology annotation, biological process: translation; positive regulation of translational fidelity. The transcript is spliced from 4 exons. Lineage: Eukaryota; Fungi; Ascomycota; Dothideomycetes; Pleosporales; Pleosporaceae. Gene Ontology annotation, cellular component: cytosolic small ribosomal subunit.